This is a messenger RNA of Acaulospora colombiana, 435 nucleotides long. Lineage: Eukaryota; Fungi; Glomeromycota; Glomeromycetes; Diversisporales; Acaulosporaceae. The record is from the annotation of a GenBank genome assembly.
GACCGUAUGCCCUCUGCCAAAUUCGUCAACCCUGUCAACUUUAGCAAGAUCCCCGCCAACCAACCGUUCACCAUCCAACUCAAGCUCAAGAACCUCCAAGCCGGUUUCUUCACCAACGCGCAAACCAACUACUAUGCUGCUCCCGCUGAAGUCAAUGGCGAUGGUGUCCUUAUCGGUCACACCCACGUUGUCAUUGAGCCCUGCUUUAGCCUUGACAAUACCGAGCCCCUUGACCCUACCAAGUUUACAUUCUUCAAGGGUGUGAACGGAGCUGCCGAUAACAAUGGUAUCGUCACUGCUAAUGUUGACAAGGGUGUCCCACCGGGUGUGUACAGGUUGUUCUCCAUCAAUACCGCCGCGAACCACAUGCCCGCUGUGGCUAGUGUUGCUCAACGUGGUUCGUUGGAUGAUGGCAUCUACUUUACUGCCGAAUAA